AUGGACGACAACUAUCAAAGAUUCUCCCAAGUUGUCCAUAUUGACCUUUCGUCUUUCGUCCCUUUCAAAUUUCCUAGAUCUCGGGUCCUCAAAUGUCCCGUCGAAUUAGCAAUCUCCAGCAGCAAAAAAAACUUCCUAUCUAACUAUGAAGCAGCCUCGGAUCUCAGGCGUCGCUACAGCAACUUUUCCGCUACUAUCAAUACAAAAUGCCAUAGUGGACAGUAUUCCGUAGUGAUGUGGAGAAAGCCUGAGGCACUUGCCAAUUAUUUCUCAAAUGUCUUCUCAUCGGAGUAUUCUGAUAGCUGGCAUUCGACUAACUCCCCUAUGUCAGUGAAUGUUACACUAUACUGUUUAUGCUUAUCAAAAAAACUCCACCCAUCCACGACUGAGCCUUACGAUGGAAUUCCUCAACUAGUGUACAAGAAAUGCCAUGCCUUCCUUUCUAAGCCCUUGACUAUUAUGUUUAACCUUUCCUUCCUUACGGGUGAUCUUCCUAAACUGUGGAAGCAUGCUAUUGUGACUGCAAUUCAAAAGUCGCCCAAUUCAAACUUGCUGAGCAAUUUUCCGACCGAU
Ostertagia ostertagi is the source of this 573-nucleotide messenger RNA. Lineage: Eukaryota; Metazoa; Nematoda; Chromadorea; Rhabditida; Trichostrongylidae. The record is from the annotation of a GenBank genome assembly.